Metopolophium dirhodum (rose-grain aphid) is the source of this 525-nucleotide messenger RNA. RefSeq lists its product as uncharacterized. Lineage: Eukaryota; Metazoa; Arthropoda; Insecta; Hemiptera; Aphididae. The transcript is spliced from 2 exons. The record is from RefSeq and is a predicted model, not a curated record. Bases 1 to 525 code for a protein of 174 amino acids.
AUGUCAAAUAUUGCCGCUCAAGACAAGAAGUCGUCAGAUAUCAAGCUGUCAUCCAAGACUGAAAAGAUGCAAAUGGUUUUUGACGAGCUUAGGUCAAAUCGACCGAAAUCGCUCGAGAGUUGUGAUUUCCGUACAUUGCCGCUGCACAAUAGAUUUGUAUCGUUACCGAAUAUGGCCGUGCGUCUGUCGAAUGUGCUGAAACCAUCGGAGAGCAGCGAUGUCUUUAGCUUCCCGGUGAACAAGAGAUCUGCGUCUUUGCCUAAUGUGGCCGUGCGUGAAAAUUCCUCGGGCGAUGCUCCCGAAACUGGACUGUCGUUCGGUACGUCCGCGGAGUUGCCCAUUUCGACGGAUUCACCAUCACGUGCCGAAUCGUCUGUCUUGGCAUUGAUGCCACCUGCCACUCCAGAAGAUGACUGUUGGAUCAAAACGCCGUUAUCCGUCUCGUCGCGGCUGCCACCGGUAGAAGCCGGAGUAAUGGGUACGGUAACCAGCAGUGACGCGGGAACGGACAACGGUCACGCCUAG